Messenger RNA from Porites lobata, 942 nucleotides. The record is from the annotation of a GenBank genome assembly. Lineage: Eukaryota; Metazoa; Cnidaria; Anthozoa; Scleractinia; Poritidae.
AUGAUAACGUUGCACGAUACAAUCGGACAAGACGGUUGUCAGUUUGUAUGUUCCGUUUUUGAAGCUGACUACGAAUUUAAAGUCGUUGAGCUUAUAUUCUCAGCUGACAAUGCCUUACUUCUUUUUUGUAUCCUACGGGACAGGAAUUGGCCCUUCGCGUUUGUUUGGGACGUAAGGAAGAAAGUAGAACCACAGUCAUUUGACCCACCAGGGCUUCUUUCUGAGAAUUUCUGCUGCUGUUUUACAGUUGAUAACAAAAUAGUGUUGUGCACUGAGCUCUAUAUUGAGAUAUGGGAUCAGGCAGCAAGUCCAUGUCAUUUAUUAAAAAGACUAGCUCUCGAUGUGCUUUACAACGAGAAUGACAAGAUUACCUUUUGUACCGUUUCACCGAACAAUGAUCUACUGGCUUGUUGCGUUGUGGAUCGAAUCCUACUCUACUCGCUUAACAAUCCUACCAAUCAGCCCUAUUUGAACGAGCUACCUCGUGCCCAUUUAGGCAAAAUCGAGUUUUGUCGGUUUUUGAAUGGGAAUCGCUACAUCAUAUCAUAUGGUAUUGAUGGUGCUGUGUUCUUGUGGGACUUACUUGAGCGGAGAGCCAUUUCGUUUAUUAAAAUUCCACUGGAGGGUGACAACAUUUCUUUCAUGACUGUGUCCCCAAAAGAGAACAAAGUAGUUGGUUGUACUUCAUUUGGGGGAUUCUUUCAAAUUAAUCUGAAGGGAUUAAAAUCCGAGAUGUUGUCAUUAGAGCGGUUUCAACUGGAACGAAUGAGGAAAGAGCACAAUGUGUUAACCCUCACUGGAGCAGUUUGCCCCAUUGCUGAACAGAUUGGUGAGAACACGGACACUUCAAAAGUAGUGGAAGAGAUGGAUUUUAUGUGUCCUUCUGACAUCAGCGAAGACAGCGAUGGAGAUGAAUCAGAAAAUUCAGGGGCUGAUCAAUAA